AUGCUCAACGAAAAAGUUAUUGGGGAUUAUGCUUAUCUUAUCUCCAACGAAUACAAAGUUGGUGCAGGAUAAUUCGGCCAUGUUUAUAAGGGUUAUCAUAAGAUAACUAACAAAUUAGUAGCAAUCAAACAAAUAGAUAAAAAAUUAGUGAAAGGUAUUUAUGAGUAGAUGCUGAGACAUGAAAUUGAAAUUCUUGAACAAUUAAAUCAUUAAUAUAUAGUGAAAAUGUAUGCACAUUAUGAAACUAUUAACAACUUUUAUAUUGUAUCUGAGUAUUGUGAAACAGAUAUUUUAUCAAUAAUUAAACAGAAAGGAAAGAUAAACGAAGAUUUGGUUAUCAUGUAUGUUUUAUAGAUAGCAGAAGCACUGUUAUAUUUAAAUUAGAAAUAAAUAAUACACAGAGAUAUUAAACCAUCAAACAUUUUAAUUCAUAAUGGAGAGGUAAGAUUGGCUGAUUUUGGAUUUGCAAUAUAGCAAGAUAAGCUCAAGUUUGAAGACAGAAACUUAUAAGUUGGAUCUCCUUUAUAUAUGUCUCCAGAAACACUUUUAAAAUAAGAGUAUAAUCAUAAAACCGAUAUUUGGUCUUUAGGAAUUUUGUAUUUUGAAAUGAUUUUUGGUGUGGUACCAUUUUUUUCAAUGGAAUUAGAUGAUUUAAUUAGAAAGCUGAAAUAAUAUUAGUCAGAUCAUGUAUUAGUUUUCUCACAUGCUAUUUCAGUAGGCAGUACUGAGGCAAUUAGAAAUUUAUUAGCGUACGACCCUCAAAAUAGGUGUGAUCUAAUAUCUUUGGCUCAGAUACUUUAGAAAUAUCUUAGAAACAGAAGAUAAAUGACAAGUAGUGUACAUCUUGAUAAGAGAUAAAUAACGCCAUAGAUGAAAAGAAGAAAUACUCCAGAAAUAUGUUCAUAAAAUAAUAGUGUCAUUAUAUCUGGGAGUAAAGGUCUUCUUAAAAUUAAUACUAUUUCUGCUUAAAAGGCAUUUAAAUAAACAACAUAUUAUAAAAUCAAUAAUUAAUAAGAACCAAAAAAAAUAGGAGAGCAACAAAAAAACGAUGCAAAUACUAGUUAGAAGUUAGGUGUGAUUAAACAGAAAGAUUAAAAUGAUAUAAUAAAUAUGAAAAAUGAAGAUUUCUUAACUUUUCUCAUUGAUAAAAUGGAAAAUUUAAAAACCAUUCAAUUUUAAGAAGGAUUGUCUAAAAGUCUUAGCGAAUGCUAGUUGUUUUUAUAUCAAUACUAUGGAAGAGAUCAAGAAAAACUUAAAUUUAUCAAAGAAAAGUUAUCAAACCUAUGA
Molecule: messenger RNA, 1287 nt
Organism: Paramecium tetraurelia
Lineage: Eukaryota; Ciliophora; Oligohymenophorea; Peniculida; Parameciidae
Exons: 5
Biological process (GO): peptidyl-serine phosphorylation; autophagosome organization; protein autophosphorylation
Cellular component (GO): cytoplasm; autophagosome
Molecular function (GO): protein serine/threonine kinase activity; ATP binding
Source: RefSeq, a predicted model, not a curated record